AGACAUGGAUUUGGAAAGCAACCUUAUGAAAACCAUAUACAUAGUGAAGGCAGAAAUUGAGAAGCAGGAGAAGGAGAAUCGAGUGCAUGAGUUGGAAUUGAUUCUGGGCAAAGUAAUGAUUAAUGAAAAAAUGCUCAAGGAGCUUAUCCUAGAUGAUUUGCUAGACUUGCGGGGGCUUGUGGAUGAAAAAAUGAAAGAAUUUCGCCAGGUGCAUGGAGUUGUUGAGGAUAACAACUCUGGAGAAGCUAGUGGAGAGAAGAAUUAA
Ilex paraguariensis (yerba mate) is the source of this 265-nucleotide messenger RNA. Lineage: Eukaryota; Viridiplantae; Streptophyta; Magnoliopsida; Aquifoliales; Aquifoliaceae. The record is from the annotation of a GenBank genome assembly.